CCGCCCUUCACGCCCAGGCAGCACCGCGGCAAAAAUGGCGACGGCGGUGUUGGAGCGCAGCUUCACUGAGAUAAAUGCGUUUCCAAGAGAAACGACUACGAGGUUUAGAGAAAUAACGGUGAAUACAGGAGUUAAUGCAAUUCCUGGUGGGAUCAGAUACCCAGACAGUGCAGGGGGCUUUCAUUAUGAAGAGAGUGGGAAACUUUUGCCUAUCACCAGCAACUGGUUCAUACACUGGUCCACUUCUGGUGACACUCUACAGCUACUGGAACAGUCACUGGAUAUUAACCUCCUGAACAAUGCUGUCAGCUUAAAAUUUCUAAAUUGUAGUCUACUCCCAGGAGGGGUCCAUAUCUAUGAGACACACAGUCAUGUCUUCAUCCUAAUUGUAACUAAUCAGACCCUCCAUAGAAUAGUGCUACCUCACCCUGCUCGCAUGUACAGAAGUGAGUUCAUAACAGAGAUGCAAAUGCAGUCUGUUUUUACAGAUAUUGGCAAAGUGAACUUCAGAGAUUCAUCAACUAGCUAUAUUAUCCCUUCAGUACCAGGGCAUAUGGCAUCCUCUACUGCCUCUAGUGCCUGGAUUACUAGUGAUGGAGAAGCAGUCUUUGUCAUUGCUUCAGCUUCUGGUGGUAUUCUGCUAAUUCGGCUGCCUCCUCAUGAUGCCCAAGGGUCAGUUUCAAUCAUCGAGCUGAAGCAGAGCUCAGUGAUGCAGAGGCUCCUUACUGGCUGGAUGCCAACUGCAAUUAGAGGUGAUCAAGGCCAUUUGGACACACCACUUAGUCUUGCUGUCCGACAGCUGGAGAGUGACACAUUUAUAUUUUCUUUGUGCCAGGACCAUAAACUGCGGAUGUGGUCCUACAAAGAUCAGAUAUGCUUACUAGUUGCUGAUAUGUUGGAGUACAUGCCAGUGAGCCACGAUAUUCGUCAUACUGCUGGGCAAGGACACAAACUGCGUCUCUCCUUCUCAGCUUCAAUGGGUCUCUGUCUUGGGGUUUACCUUAGCUUUCCUAAAAGAGGACAGUUCUGCAUUUUUCAGCUUGUGACUACUGAAGCUAACAGAUACAGUUUGGAUCACAUUUCUUCACUUUACUCAUCCCAGGAGACGUUGGUAGAUUUUUCUUUGACUUCCACAGAUGUAUGGGCGCUAUGGCAAGAUGAUGAAAGUCAAACAAUUGUGAAGUACAUUAACUUUGAACAUAAUGUAGCAGGUCAGUGGAACCAAGUGUUUGUGGAACCACCAUUGGAGGAAGAAAUCCAUAUUGGGGAUGAUCAUGAUCCUAGGGAAACUUACCUGGAAAAGCUUUUUAGUCCUGGUCGCUUUACAGCUCUAGCGCUUGUGAAAGCUCUGCAGAUCUAUUGCCGUGGUGGGGAAAAGAUUAUCGAUCUUUCAUGGGAGGCACUGAAGAAAGAAGUCACUAUUGCUGUUGAAACGGAGCUUCAAGGCAGUGUGACAGAGUAUGAGUUCUCUCAAGAAGAAUAUCGUCAACUGCAGGUGGAGUUCUGGUCAAAGUUCUACCAGUGCUGUCUGCAAUAUCAGGAAGCAAUCUCAUGCCCUCUUGCACUGUUUGUCAACUCUCACACUGCCUUAGUUUGUCUGCUUAGGAAAGGUUUUAUCUCAUUUCUUGUUCCAUGCUUUGCUGUUGAUCACCUUUACCUGUCCUCAGACGAUCAAUUGGUGACAGAAGAUGAGACUCCUCUCACAGAUGAUGCUAGUACAGCACGAGACCUUCUGUUGUUGAUAAGCUGCCUGCGACGGCUUGGUGAAACUGUUUCUGGGGACCUAGCUUAUAUGAUGGAGCAAGCACUAGAGCAUCUGGAGUCACCAGAAAGGGAAGCAGAAAAAAUAAUGGAAACAUUACUGGCUAAUGACAAUGAUGGUGUUAUUGAGGAUAUUCAAAAUCAACUGCAGGACAUUAGAAACCCAGUGAGUGCAAUGAGUCUCCUCUUGAGAGAGAUGGACUAUGCAACUGAUGUAGAAAUGGAAGGUAGUCAUGGUGAAGGUCAACCUCUGAGUGUCCGAAUGACUCUGGCACAAAUUUGUGGAAGUUUUGCUGCUGCAACAGUUGUCUGUCGUGCUGCACACCAGAGUGCCAGCACUCGUUUCUUGCUGUGUCGGGACCUCUUAAUCCUACAACAGUUGCUGCUACGCCUGGGUGAAAAUGCAUAUCUUGGAGGAGGCCACCAGCUGUUUGAACUUCAGCAAGACUUACUUUCUCAAACUUCAUACCUGCUGUAUUCCUAUUAUGUUAUAAGAUGGGCAAGCCAGUGUCUGUCAACGGUUGUGGCCAUGGAUACAUUGGAAGCCAAUCUACAACAUCUGUCUGUUCUGGAACUUUCAGAUUCUCCCGCUUUAAUGCCUAGUAAAUCAGUGUCCAGUCCACAGACUCUGCUUGAACUUUUCUUCCAAAAUGUUGCCAGGAAGCGAAUCAUCUCUUUAAUACAUGCCCAGUCAGACAGUCCUCUGAGCAGAGGUGUCUUCAGCUGGCCUCACCUAAUCACAAUGAUCACUGUCUACCUCUUCCAGGAAAUAUGGCCCAAUAACCCAGGAUUCCUUUUUCCAGAGUGUAUGAUGGGAAACUGCCAGUACACCCAGUUGCAGGAAUAUGUUCGACUGAUCAGCCCAUGGUGCCAAGUCAAUGUUGGCUCAUGUCGUUUCAUGCUUGGGCAGUGCUACCUAGCCACUGGAGAAGGACACAAGGCUCUCCAGUGUUUCCAGGAAGCUGCAACAGAGGUAGGGAGAGAAGUGUUCUUGGACCGACUGAUUAGUUCUGAAGAAGAGGAGUUGACUUCUGCUCCACGCCUCCAGUUUUACAACAAGGUUCUGAGGUUGUUGGAAGAUGUUGGUUUACCUGAAUUAGUUAUUCAACUUGCUACAACAGCCAUCUCUGAAGCAAUGGAAGAUGUGAGAAGUCGUGCUGCCCUUCAGACUCGUAUUUUUAAGCAUCACCUUGACCUUGGACACAACACGUUGGCAUAUGAAGCUCUUACACAGAACCCAGAUCCUAGCAGACAGCUGGACUGUCUUCGUCAAUUGGUUGUGGUGCUCUGUGAGCGUUCCCAAUUACAGGAUUUGGUUGAAUUUCCUUAUGUGAACCUCCACGAUGAGGUGGUUAGCAUUAUUGAAUCACGGGCACGGGCUGUUGACCUAAUGACUCAUAAUUAUUAUGAACUGCUGUAUUCAUUCCACAUCAACCGGCAUAAUUACAGGAAAGCUGGCACAGUGAUGUAUGAAUAUGGCAUGCGCCUUGGAAGGGAGGUUCGGACGCGCAAUGGACUACAGAAACAGGUUAACUGUUACCUGGUAGCCAUGAAUUGUUUGAGGCUGAUCCGUCCAGAGUAUGCAUGGAUUGUGCAACCAGCAUCUGGUGGAGUGUAUGAACGACCAGGAGCCUCUCCAAAAAGGGAUCAUGAUGGAGAAUCUGCUACAAGUCCAGUGAAUCGUCGAAUUGAAAUUUUGGAGCUGAAGGAUUUACAGAAAGAGUACAUUUUGGCUCAAAACCGGCUCACUCUAGUACGGCACAACCCAGCAGCAGCUCCAAUAGCAGGAAGUGCUUCUGCUGACGAGACAGUAGUUUUAUUAGUUCAGGCUGGUCUAUUUGACUCUGCCCUGUCUUUGUGUCACAUGUUUAAGCUCAGUCUGAUACCUGUAUUUGAGGGAUUGGCAUACAAAUGUAUCCGUCUACAGUAUGGUGGGGAGCAAGUACAGGCAGAGGCCUGGGGCUGGCUAGCUGCUAAUCAGCUUUCCUUGGUAACCACCACUGCGGAGUCAAGUGCCACAGAUGAAGCAUGGAGGCUUCUUUCAUCAUAUCUGGAUCGAUACAAGACUCAGAAUGCUCAGUAUCACAAAUGUGUCAUCAACAAGCUGCUGUCUCAUGGUGUACCAGUCCCAGACUGGCUUGUCAAUGGCUACAAGAAGGUAGAUGCUGCUGGCUUGCUACGACUGUACUUAAACUAUGACCUUCUAGAGGAAGCUGUUGAAUUUGUUCUUGAAUACAUAGAUGCUUUGUUGGGGAAAGGGCACCAGUACUUUGGAAUUGAGAGACCCCUGUCUGCCACUGCACCACCAGUGUGGCUUCCUUAUGUGGCUAUCGACCAGUUACUACAUGCGCUUGGUGAGAACCAGUACAUCAACAGCACCCACCUCGAUCAGAGGCUGCGAGACAAGCUGGAGAAAUACCAUGCUGUUGUGAUCCAGACCACCACAACAAGGAAGCAAGUAGUGUGACAAAGUAGCAGGCAUGCUACUGCCCUCCUGCAAGACACUGGCUCUUGUGUUUCAGCCUCUAAGAGGCCCCAGAUUGCUUGACUUUGUAUCAUGGAAAAGGGCCAUUCCAGUAGUAAUGGCUCAGCUGAACUGACUGCACUGUUUCUUCUGCCCAACCUGAAGUUGUACAGAUUUAGCAUAUUAAUGAGCGGCAAGUCGUGAAAAAUUAAUAUAUUUUUGCUUAAUAAAGAACAUUACAACAAAA
Polypterus senegalus (gray bichir) is the source of this 4472-nucleotide messenger RNA. RefSeq names its product nucleoporin 160 (gene nup160). The record is from RefSeq and is a predicted model, not a curated record. The coding region runs from base 35 to 4228 and encodes 1397 amino acids. Gene Ontology annotation, cellular component: nuclear pore. Gene Ontology annotation, molecular function: structural constituent of nuclear pore. Lineage: Eukaryota; Metazoa; Chordata; Cladistia; Polypteriformes; Polypteridae. The transcript has 36 exons.